AUGAAUGAGCUGACACUGGGUUACCUGCAGAAACCAUCCUCGUUCACAAUCAAUGGCCACAUUCACCACCGUGUUCAGAUUGUCCGCCGUGGAGCGUGGACAGAGUCUCAGAGUGCUGUAAAUCCUCACAUUGAGACGUCGCGAAGCAUUUCACAGGAGAAGGAACUGAGUUCGGUGGCGACGGAGCUGGUCGCUCGGCAGGAAGAGAGCGAACGAUCUCACAAGCAUCUGAUAGAGCUGAGCCGGGACUUCAAACGCAAUGCACCACAGGAAAUCAGAGAGAUGGUGGCCCCACUUCUCAAGAGCUUCCAGACAGAGGUGGUAGCGCUGAGUAGGAGGAGCAAGGAGGCCGAGGCUGUCUUCCUUAAUGUUUACAAGCAACUGAUCGGUGAGACAGACGCGGCCGUUUCCCUCGGACCCGCCCGGACGCUGGAGGAGGAGUUGCGGCGGCUCCCACGCGAUGCUGGGAGCGAGCGGGAGGUCAGGCCCCGGCGGCCACGCAGACAGGCCAACACCCCCCCCACGCAGUUGGCAGACUAUUUCCCAGUGGAGGAGAGGCUGGGGGUUUGCGAUGAGACGCGACGGAGCAGCACUGAUGGCCCCCUGCCCACCGAGCACAACUUGACACCCCAACAUGAUGACGAACGAGAACGGGGACUGGAGGAGGCACAGCACACACUGGCUGCCAGACUUGGGGAAGCGGAGGAGAAAAUCAUGAUCCUUCACUCAGCUCUCAAGACAACACAGACUGAACUGUUGCAUCUGAGGUGUAAAUACGACGAGGAGACAGCGUCCAAGACGGACGAAGUUGAAAUGAUCAUGACCAACCUGGAGAAGGCCAAUCAGAGAGCAGAAGCUGCUCAGAGGGAGGUGGAGAGUCUCCGGGAACAGCUGAGCUUGGUGACGUCGCCGCGGUUGGGAUGCCGUACACCGCCGGUGGCUGGUGUGGGGGAGCUGGGAAAGGGGCUGACCCCCUGCUCGGGCUCCCCCCCGGGGGCACUGAUGGCCGACAAGGACCAGGAGAUCAUGCGGCUCCUGAAGGAGAUCCAGCGACUGCAGGCGGAGCUGAGCGAGCUCCAGGAGAGCUCGGCCAGUCAGGUGGCGACGCUGGAGCGUGAGCUGGCGGAGAAGACAGAGGCCGUGGAGAGGCUGGAGGAGAAGCUCUGUGUCCAGUUGGACUAUGAGGAAAUCAAAACCGAGCUGAGCAUUUUAAAAUCAAUGAGCCUGGCGUCCGGAGGAGACUGUGGGUUACAGGGCACGGUCACUCGAGGCGAGGACUCCCUCGCGGGGACGGAGGUGACUGGAGCGGUCGCGGAGAGCAGCCAGGGAGAGGACAGGAGCACACACCCUGACGUAGUUGAUGCUGAUUGCCGUCUCUUCGUCCCAGGCUCUGCAGACAAGGAUCAUCCGGGUGAAGACCCUACGGGGGGAGUGGAGAUCUCCUCCCCAUCUCCCCGGCCAACUGCAGACCCCUCUCCUUCUCCCACCCCGACCACACCCAGCGAUGACCCCCUGGUCCCGGGAUCCCCAAAGGACACGGGUGGGACGCCAGGCAACCACGGGGGGCUCCGCUCUGCCCAGGGGGCUUCGCUGGUGGCAGGAGGGGCCGAGGUGGUGGGAGGGGCCGAGGUAGUCACUGAGGGGCCUGAGAGCGGCUCAAGCCUGGGGGACGAGGAGGCCCUGGAAACGACGGAGAUCGCCUACCAGGUGAAAGAGCAGCUGCUCAAACACAACAUCGGCCAGAGGGUGUUCGGUCACUAUGUCCUCGCGCUGUCCCAGGGCUCGGUCAGUGAGAUCCUGGCCCGGCCCAAACCCUGGCACAAGCUGACGGUCAAGGGCAAGGAACCCUUCAUCAAGAUGAAGCAGUUUCUCUCUGACGAGCAGAACAUUCUGGCUCUGAGAACCAUCCAGGUCCGACAAAGAGGCAAUAUAACUCCCAGGAUCCGGACUCCGGAGACAGGAUCCGACGAAGCCAUCAAAAGUAUCCUGGAGCAGGCCAAGCGUGAAUUACAGACUCAGAAAUGUGUUGAGCCCAAAGACUCGCCGGCGCUGGCAAGCGGGGGAAACAGCGGUGGCGGGAACGCUGGCAACAACGGCAACAGCAGCGGACACGGCGGGGGCUCUGACGAGGCCAUUCGCACUAUCCUGGAGGCCGCGCGGCAGGAGAUGCAGGCUCAGCGCCGGGCACUGCUGGCCAUGGAGGGAGCGGGGGGCGAGGAGAGCGCUGCCGGGUUCUACUGCCCACCCAGUGAGGAGAACCCUCCUCCAACUGCUGAUAGGAACGAACCCCUCCUUCCCGUCUCCGUCAAGCAGGAGGAAGAGGAGAAUGGAGAGGGCGAAGGCGGCGGAGAGAGCAUGGCCCAUCCCCCUCUUGGCCCCGUCUCUCCCGCCGCGUUCGUCCAGAACAUCAUCCGCAGAGUCAAGUCCGAGAUCGGAGACACUGGCUCCUAUUUCGAACAACACUGGGCGGCUGAGCAGAGUGGGAGCGGCAACGGGAGCCAGCGGCUCGAGACCUCCCCCUCCCCCUCUUCCUCAUCAUCCUCAUCAUUCUCCGGGUCGGGCUCAGGAGGGAGCGUCCACAGCAGGCACCGGCGUCACGAGACCGGUGAGGAACAGAAACCAGAUGGGGAGGGGGCGAGGAGGAGGAGAAGGAGGAGAGCGGAGGUGAUGGCGAAGGUGAAGGUGGAGGAACCGCAGCCCCCCGUCCGCGCGGAGACCCCCAGCCUCGCCCCCGCCGUCCUGCCCACCUACCCCCCCCGCUCACUGAAGCCCACCGUGCCGCCCCUCACACCGGAGCAGUACGAGGUUUACAUGUACCGGGAGGUGGAGACGGCUGAGCUGACCCGGCAGGUGAAAGAGAAGCUGGCAAAGAGCGGCAUCUGUCAGAGGAUCUUUGGCGAGAAGGUGCUGGGUCUGUCCCAGGGCAGUGUUAGUGACAUGCUGUCCCGACCGAAGCCCUGGGGGAAGCUGACACAGAAAGGCCGUGAGCCCUUCAUCCGCAUGCAGCUGUGGCUGGUGGGCAAGUUAGAGCAGAGUGAGCCCCUCGGGGAACCCGGGCCAGCGAAGACCCUGUAUUCCCCAUCGCCUCCGCCCAGCCCCCCGGAGUGGUUGCAGGGGGUAGAGGAGGUGCCGGGGGCCGGGCCGGAGAGCAGCAAAGAGAACCAGCAGCCAGCAAGCGCAGCAGAGUCUCCGUCCCCGGUCCCGGCAACGGUUCCUCCUCGCGGCAAAUCCCCGGCAAACGGGCAGCCGCCCGGCGGCAUACAGGAGCUGGUGGCCACCUCCGGAGAACUCGACACCUACAGCAUCACCAAGAGGGUGAAGGAGGUUCUGACGGACAAUAACUUGGGUCAGAGGCUUUUUGGGGAGAGCAUCCUGGGGCUGACACAAGGCUCCGUCUCCGACCUGCUGUCGCGGCCAAAGCCCUGGCACAAGCUGAGCCUGAAGGGCAGGGAGCCCUUUGUCCGCAUGCAGCUCUGGCUGAACGACCCCUACAAUGUGGCCAGACUGAGAGACAUGAAGAAGAUAGAGAAAAAAGCGUACCUGAAGCGUAGGUAUGGCCUGAUAAACGCUGGCUCUGACAGCGACUCCCCCAGUAACCGCUCAGAGUCAGCCAGCCCCGGCCCCCCGGCACACGGCCCACCCGCCCUCAGCCUCCAUCACUGCCAAAGCAAGAAGCCCCGGGUGGUGCUGGGGCUCAAGGAGAAGGAGACCCUGAGAGAGGCCUAUCAGCUGGAGCCGUACCCCUCCCAGCAGAACAUCGAGGCUCUGGCCUCCCAGCUCCACCUCCGCACCAACACCGUCAUCAACUGGUUCCACAACUACAGAUCACGGAUUCGGAGAGAGUCGCUGGCCGGGGAGCAGCAGGGCAAUGACACGGACCCGGAGAUGCUGGCGACGGCGGGGAGCGAGGGAGGAGGGGGGCUCGGCAGCCCCCUGAGUCCUGACUCGGGCGCUGACGAAAGGAAGAGCGGCUUCGGUGAGGAUGGGAGCGAGCGGGCGCCGGUGGUGAUCAAGCAGGAAGCUCCCGACGACCCGCGCGGGGGUGAGGAAGAGGAAUGUGAUUGCGGCUUUGAAUACCAGUCGGGGGGCGGCAGCACAGCCUGGUGCCAGGCUGGCUGGGUGCCCGGCGUGGUGAAGCGGGAGAGAAUGGGCGCCGGUUACCCCGACGAGCCUCGAUCACCGAAACCCACCACCGUGCUUCACAUCCAGAACCCGCAGUGUCUGAUCAUCGGCUGCGACAGACCCUCAGCGCUCUCUCCCGAGGCCUCGGAUGAUGUUCCGGAGCACGCUUCUCGUGCUUUCUCUGUGUUGCGAGGCAUUGCUGUUGCGGUGAAUGGCUCACCGUGCGGCCGGUACAACGCGGAGUCCGGCCCAGGCGGGCCGGGGGCGUCUGUGAAUUCCCCCUCGGCCACUUCCUCGCCCGGGCUCCUGCUCUCCAUCUCUCCAGUCCCCUCCUCCUCCUCCUCCUCGCCUUCCAACUCGGCUGCCUCUCCCGGGGACCGGGGGGUCCCGGCUGGGAGCGAGAAUGAGAGAGACGCGGCUCCUGGCCCAAUGACUGCCGCCGCCGCUGCCACACGGCUGAACCGAAGUGUCCAGAGGCGCAACGAGAAAAUGGCCAACCUCAACAACAUCAUCCACCGCCUGGAGAGAGCCGCCAAUCGGGAGGAGCCCACAGACUGGGAAUUUUGA
Molecule: messenger RNA, 4689 nt
Organism: Callorhinchus milii (elephant shark)
Lineage: Eukaryota; Metazoa; Chordata; Chondrichthyes; Chimaeriformes; Callorhinchidae
Gene: cux2b
Product: cut-like homeobox 2b
Exons: 23
Coding region: 1-4689 (1562 amino acids)
Biological process (GO): regulation of DNA-templated transcription
Molecular function (GO): DNA-binding transcription factor activity, RNA polymerase II-specific; DNA binding
Source: RefSeq, a predicted model, not a curated record